Molecule: messenger RNA, 958 nt
Organism: Drosophila willistoni
Lineage: Eukaryota; Metazoa; Arthropoda; Insecta; Diptera; Drosophilidae
Exons: 5
Coding region: 54-761 (235 amino acids)
Source: RefSeq, a predicted model, not a curated record
AUUAAUGUGAUAAUCGUGCAAAAGCAAAAAUCAAAAUUAAACCGACAAAUAAAAUGUAUGUUGAAAUGGAAUUGGAGUAUCUUGUAAAGGAUAAUGCGGCACAAAGAUUAUUUCAAUGUGGAUCACAACAUCAUCAUCAUUAUCAUCGACUAGAUCACCAUCAUCAAUGUCAGCAUCAUCAUGAUCAUCGUCAUCAUCCUCAGAGCACGACAACAUUCCUAUACCUGCUGCUAUUAUUACUGAGCUGCAUAAGCCUCACAUUGGCUGCUCCACAAACAUCUUGCAUAUUAUGUGAUAAAGAUGAUCUGCAGGCAAAGGAUCCACUCAAUAGUGAGACAUACGAGGAGUUUACAUUCGAUCAUCAAGUAUCCAGACAAGAAGCCAUUUUGGCACUGAGAAAGUUUAAUGAGACACAUGGCCCAAAAAACGCCUGCAAUUCCAUGAAAUGUACACCCGAUGUACUAAAAUAUUGCCUUGGACCACAGUUCAUCAAUGAUCAUUGCUGGUGCGAGCUACAGCAUAGAGACGAGGGUCUGCCUUAUGUUCCUCAUAUUUGUUAUGCCGGCGAAAAGGUCUACACAUCUUCGGUGGGUUCUUGCUUUCAUUUUGAAGAGGUGAAAGAAUGUUGUUGUGCCAGUGCUUUGGCCAAAGAAUGGCGCCAUAUUUCGGGUAAAUCUUUGUGCUGUUGUCCAACAAUAUUGCUGAUCGUUUUGGUGUCCUGUUGGUCUGUAUACGCCCAUUGGACAAGUUGGCGAAGUUGAAGUCGUAUCUUGCAUUAAUGCUGAUCUUGAUCCUUAUUGAGUGGAUCACCAGUCACCAGUCAUAGUCAUAGUGUUUUAGGGAGAAAACCAAAACCAAGAAAAAUAAGCCCAUUUUUUUGUACUAAAUUAAGUGUACUUAGUUCAAAGCUGUCCAAAGACCGAUCAAUAAAUGCAAAUGACUAAGCAUUAUACAAAUA